AUGUGCAAAUUUACAAAUCGUCUCUUUGUCUUCACGCUGCUGGCGCUAUUUGGUGUGCCCAGAUUGUUGCUGGUGGAUACGGCAACUAUUCGAGCAGAACACAAAAGUGCUGCAGAUGCGAAAAUUCUGGACCUCCUGCCACUUAACGAUUACGAGAACAACUACGAUGUGCACUACGAUCAGCGACAAAAGGGCAAUGAGAAUUUGCGUGUGAAAAUGGACAGUUUCUUUAUUGAAAUGCCGCCAGAGGACACCGAAGGGCUGGCAGAGGACAUAUUGAAGGAAAUUCUAUCCUAUGCACUUUUCCAUGUUGGAGGGGAGGAAUUGCUUUUUGAUCUGGCUGAUGCACAUAGCAGCAGCAGUAGCACAGAGUCCACAGAUAAGACGCAGCAGAAUGAGCUUAGGGCUUUGAAAGAGAACAAACUGGAGAGCUCUGAUCAGCACUUUGAUGGCCAGCAGCAGCGUGAUGGUAUAGAAGAAGCGCCGAAAAACGAAGUGGAAGGCAGAAAUGCGGCAGCGUACAAAAGCGGUGGAUUGUUGGGCGCAAAUAGGGAGCCAGAGUCGAAGCGUGUGGGUGCGAUCACAAAACAGCAUUUUAACACUUUGCUGAAUUUGCUGAAACGUAUGAGGCGCAACUGA
Molecule: messenger RNA, 639 nt
Organism: Anastrepha obliqua
Lineage: Eukaryota; Metazoa; Arthropoda; Insecta; Diptera; Tephritidae
Exons: 3
Coding region: 1-639 (212 amino acids)
Source: RefSeq, a predicted model, not a curated record